GAGAAGCACCAAGUUGCAAGCUUUUUUUUUUUUUACUAAAAUUAUUUUGAAGCAAACUAUUUUAUGUAUAACCAACUAAUCAUCCUUUUCAUUUAUUUCUUUCAGAAAGGGUUUCUCUAGGGUUUCUGUUUCACUCGUAUCUUCAGGUAAUUCAAAUUAACUCAAAGCAGCAGCAAGGUUCUUAGAUUUGUUUCAGAUAUUAUUUAGAAAACCAUGGGUAAAGAAAAGGUUCACAUCAACAUAGUGGUCAUCGGACAUGUCGAUUCUGGCAAGUCGACCACCACCGGACAUCUGAUCUACAAGCUUGGAGGUAUCGACAAGCGUGUGAUCGAAAGGUUCGAAAAGGAAGCAGCUGAAAUGAACAAAAGAUCAUUCAAAUACGCCUGGGUGCUCGACAAGCUUAAAGCUGAGCGCGAGCGUGGUAUCACAAUUGAUAUCGCCUUGUGGAAAUUCGAGACCACUAAGUACUACUGCACUGUCAUUGAUGCUCCUGGACAUCGUGAUUUUAUCAAGAACAUGAUUACUGGAACCUCGCAGGCGGACUGUGCGGUUUUGAUCAUUGAUUCGACUACUGGUGGGUUUGAAGCGGGUAUUUCUAAGGAUGGUCAGACUCGUGAGCAUGCUCUUCUCGCUUUCACCCUUGGUGUCAAACAAAUGAUCUGCUGCUGCAACAAGAUGGAUGCUACUACUCCCAAGUACUCUAAGGGUAGGUAUGAUGAAAUUGUGAAGGAAGUUUCUUCAUACCUCAAGAAGGUUGGAUACAACCCCGAUAAGAUCCCAUUUGUUCCCAUUUCUGGUUUUGAAGGUGACAACAUGAUUGAGAGAUCAACCAACCUUGAUUGGUACAAGGGCCCAACUCUACUUGAUGCUCUCGACAUGAUCAAUGAACCAAAGAGGCCCACAGACAAACCUCUUCGACUCCCACUUCAAGACGUUUACAAGAUUGGUGGUAUUGGAACUGUGCCAGUGGGUCGUGUGGAGACUGGUAUCCUCAAGCCUGGUAUGGUUGUUACUUUUGGUCCCACUGGAUUGACAACUGAAGUCAAGUCAGUCGAGAUGCAUCAUGAAUCUCUUCAAGAAGCUCUCCCCGGUGACAAUGUCGGUUUCAAUGUUAAGAAUGUGGCUGUCAAGGAUCUUAAGAGAGGAUUUGUUGCAUCAAACUCCAAGGAUGAUCCUGCCAGGGAAGCUGCCAACUUCACAUCCCAAGUCAUUAUCAUGAACCACCCUGGGCAGAUCGGAAACGGAUAUGCUCCAGUUUUGGAUUGCCACACCUCCCAUAUUGCAGUCAAGUUUGCUGAGAUUUUGACCAAGAUUGAUCGUCGUUCUGGUAAGGAGCUUGAGAAAGAGCCCAAGUUUUUGAAGAAUGGUGAUGCCGGGUUCGUUAAGAUGAUUGCCACCAAGCCUAUGGUUGUGGAGUCUUUCGCGGAGUACCCUCCAUUGGGUCGUUUUGCUGUUAGGGACAUGCGGCAGACUGUUGCUGUUGGUGUUAUUAAGAGUGUUGAGAAGAAGGAUCCAAGUGGAGCUAAGGUGACCAAGUCUGCUGCUAAGAAGGGAGGCAAAUGAAUAGUUUUCUUUGGAAAAUUUAUCUUAGUUUUUCAAGAUGUUUGAGCACAACUUCUGUUGUGAGUUCUCUAUAUCCACUGUCUAGUUGCAGUACCCAUAAUUGGGUGCUCGACCGGCGGUGGCCACCGUUGUAGGUAUUAUGUUAUACACCAUUAUUAUGCAGGAGAUCAAUUCUUUUUGACAA
Molecule: messenger RNA, 1747 nt
Organism: Mercurialis annua (annual mercury)
Lineage: Eukaryota; Viridiplantae; Streptophyta; Magnoliopsida; Malpighiales; Euphorbiaceae
Product: elongation factor 1-alpha
Exons: 4
Coding region: 214-1563 (449 amino acids)
Biological process (GO): translational elongation; translation
Molecular function (GO): translation elongation factor activity; GTP binding; GTPase activity
Source: RefSeq, a predicted model, not a curated record